Drosophila miranda is the source of this 1641-nucleotide messenger RNA. Its product is annotated as beta-1,3-galactosyltransferase 5-like. Gene Ontology annotation, cellular component: membrane. Gene Ontology annotation, molecular function: hexosyltransferase activity. Lineage: Eukaryota; Metazoa; Arthropoda; Insecta; Diptera; Drosophilidae. Bases 91 to 1377 code for a protein of 428 amino acids. The record is from RefSeq and is a predicted model, not a curated record. The transcript is spliced from 3 exons.
AUGACAAAACCGUUCCGACUGUUUAUUGUAUUGAAAAUUCACAUGUGUUUAGUGCAAUAGAAAAUCAUCGGGAUUGUUUAUCAAAAUUGUAUGUUCAUUGUCGGAACAAUUAGAGAACACCGGAAUAAAAGACAAGCGUUUUUAUGUCCAGUCAAGAAGAAGAUGUCCAGGAACCAACGGAUGAGGUUUUUUACGGUUUUCGGUGCUGUCAUUAUCAUAAUGCUCAUGUAUAAAUUUUCCUCGGCCAAAGAGAUCCUCUCCAGGACACAAGAAUAUUCCGUUACAGGGUUACCGAUGCGCCAUCAAAUCAAGCAAAAUGUUACUAACAAAAUCAAUAGCAGCACCAGCAAUAAUCAUGGCAGUAAUAGGAGCAUUUAUCUGGAGGGGAAUAAAAGUUUUCAAUCCCUUGUGGCUGUUUCCAACCAACUGACAGAGUCGUCGGGGAUCGAAGAUAUCAAGACAAUUUUGCGGAAACAAUUUAUUGAAAUGAAGAAAUACAGUAGCAGCAUACAAACAUUAAGUGGUCCCUCCGCGUUGCCUGUACUUCGAGAGCUGGCAAUGAAACUGUAUGAACCAGGCCACCUAAACGAAGAGAUUGAUAUACAGAAGAUAUGUAUGCACAGGGGGUUAUCCCUACGGCUGCUCAUUCUGAUCACCUCAGCACAGUCCAAUUUUAAAGAAAGAAUGUCCAUAAGGCGGACCUGGAUGAACUAUGGAAGCAGGCAAAUUGUCGGCAUGGCUUUUAUCCUUGGCCGUACCACGAAUGCAUCCCUGAACGAGGCUCUCAACAAGGAGAACAAUAUGUAUGGCGAUAUGAUACGAGGACACUUCAUAGACUCUUACUUCAAUCUCUCUCUGAAGACGAUCUCGAUGCUUGAAUGGGCAGAUACACACUGUCCCAAUGUGAAAUUCAUCCUUAAGACUGAUGAUGACAUGUUCAUCAAUGUUCCUAAACUGCUCGAUUUCAUAGACGCUCGGUACAAGAACGAGCGAACUAUCUACGGGCGAUUGGUCGAGGACUGGAAACCCAUCCGAAAAAGAACGUCAAAGUAUUUUGUUCCAUAUAAAUUAUAUAACGGCUGGCAGUAUCCACCGUUUACCACCGGACCCGCGUACCUCCUCACUGGCGACAUUGUCCAUGAGCUAUACGUGCAAUCACUCAACACUUACUAUAUGCAACUAGAAGAUGUCUUGAUCACGGGCUUCGUGGCCAAAAGGUUGAAGAUUAGGAGGGAGCACGCCAACGAAUUUCUCAACAGCCGAAUCUCGCUGCGUCCGUGCAAAAUUCGCAACGCGAUCAGCGUGCACAAGAUCAAGCCAAGGGAACAAUAUCAUCUUUGGAGGGACCUGUUGGAUUCGACUAUAAAGUGUAAAUAGUUUUUUUUUCAAUUACCUAAGGACUAAAUCUAUGUAAAUGAACAGCAUUUAUCUAAAGGCCAAAGGGAAAGAUUUUAAAUCGUUUCGAACGCGUCUAGAUAAAUUUAAGUCUCUAUCUCAAUCCACCUUGGAUUGGUUAACGUUUUAGGCGCCAACGCAUACACCAGACUGUGAUUUGAUUCAACGGAACACAUAUCAGAUAAAGUUGGGAAUGUUUACAGUUUUAAUAAGCUGUUCCAAAAAUAAAGGUUAACAAUAAAACUA